UAAAUUGCAAGAGCCGAGCACCGGUUCUUUAUUUCCGGCCCGGUGUGCAACACGAAUUUUCCGAAGUUAUUGAACAUUUCUCAAAGAACUAAAUAUGUUUCAGAGAAAACUCCUUGCUCUUAAUCACCAUCAACCACAAAAAUUUAAUUCAUCAGAUGAGAAUGAGUUUCGUAGUAUGAUUGUAUGGUUAGAGGACCAGAAGGUGCGGCACUACAAGAUCGAAGACAGAGCAGGAUUACGUAAUACUUCAUCCUCAGACUGGCCAAAGGCCUUGGAAAAUUAUGCGAAUGACCUUGGAUGUCCAUACCCGAUAAGUGAGAGAAACCCUAUGAUAGACUGGCUGUUGGGGUACGCUGUAAGACUGGAGUAUGGUGAUGAUGCUGAGAAGUUAAGAUCUGUCAAACCACACACACUGGGCUCCUCUGAUGGUAACAAACCUCCCCAGGGUGGAGCAUCUUCUAAUCCAUUAGAUGCUUUAGAUUUUGAGGAUCCUGAUUUUAAGGCCGGAGUGACUUCCCUUGCAAUGAUGUUACAGAUUCCUCCAUAUCACGAUCAUCUUGAACAGCUGAAGGCAAUAUGUAUUGUUGUGAAAGAGAAAUUAUCCAUAGAGGCAUUAGACAGAGCUGGAAAAGAACAACAGGGAGAACCGGCGACUUUAGAGACUUUAAACCUGGGAUUUGAUACAGGAGAUUACAUUAUUAAUGAAGCUGCUAAGAUUUUACGCCUCCUGCACAUCAGAGAUCUACGCGAACUUCAGUCCAGUAUUAACCAGGCUAUAGUUGCUGUACAAACCAUUACUGCCAAUCCUAAAACAGACAGUAGACUCGGAAAAGUGGGGAGAUAGUGAAAAUACGGCGAUCAUUCUAUUGAACCUACCUGCCUGGAUAAUACGUCUGCUUUUUCCGAAAUCUGACGACAGAAAGAAAUUGCUUCAUUUGUCAGUUAGUUUUUGUCUGGAUUACUUCUAGGUUCCAGACCUUUGUUAAGGUAGUUCUGCACAUUUGGAUCAAGAUUAAAACACCGAUUUUUCAACACUUAAGAAUAUAGAUUCAGCAAAUAAAAAUGAUUUGAGCAUGUACUCGAUUUUUUUGAUAGACUGUUUGGAAAGAUUUUGACUUUACUCAAGUUUUCAUAAUGGGAGUCAGUUGGAAAAUCUCAAUUUUGAUGACAUUUUUGCAAAUAGAUAUUAUGUUAUAAUUAAAAUUUUAAUGAAACUUUUCACAAUUAUAAAUCAACAUACUGUAUGUUAUCAGUCAGAUACAAUGUAUAGAUCUUUGUGCUUAUUUUGAGAUAUCAUUAAUGGUUAAGGUUGAUGACUUCAAAUUCAUUGUCCUACACUGUUGUGGGUUUGAGCUUCACUCGGGGCAUUGAAUUCUUCAUGUGAGGAAGCUAUUCAGCUGGCGUAUGGAAAGUUGGUGGUUCUACCAAGGUGCCUGCCCAUGAUGAAAUAAUGAUUGAGGGGCACCUUCCUCCAACAUCAAAGCCCCCCCCAUCCCCACCCCACAGGGGCAGACAUAUUGUUUUGCCCGUCCGCGUUUUUGCCCUGUCCGUCCGUCUCUCACACUUCAUUUCCGAUCAAUAACUUGAGGUCACAGGGGCCUGAACAUGGAAAACUGUUUCCGAUCAAUAACUUGAGAACCACGUGACCCAGAACGUUUAAACUUCAUGGGAUGAUUUGAUAUGCUGACUAGAUGAUCCCUAUUGCAUUUCAGUCACUCAGUCAACCAAUUGUGUCUCUUUGACAUUUGCUCCUGUCCCCUAUUGACCUCUUGCCUAUUACUACUAUGCAAUGGGGAUACAUGUGCUUUUCUACAAAAGCAUCUUCUAGUCGUCUUUGUUUUGAAAGAAAGGAUAUAUGUCUAAACACUUCAACUGUGGUUGUCGAAAGAAGUAAACUGAUGCUAGAGAUUUACACCAAAGACAAGGGUUGUCAUUCUUUGCAAACACAGGUACAAUAAAAAUCUCAAAUUUUGCUUGUUAAUAAAAAAAAAAUAUUUGAUAAAAGUCACAUUUGUAAAUUAAGUUUUGUUAUUUGAAGGACUUAAAAAUCAAUUUCUAGACUUUAUUUAAUGUGUUUCCUAACUUUUAAAAUUUGAGUUUCUGUCUUUAAGAACUAGGAUAAACACUACCAGUAAUUGUCUUAAUUUUUCUACAGUAACUUUCCAUUUUACAUGUAAUUUUUAGCCUAACUUUUGCCUACCUGCUAUAUGCUACCUUAAGUAAAAAAAAUUCCUGCAUACUUUAUAUGCUAUUAGAGUGUAAAAAAAGUUUCAUUUUUUACUUGCAAAAAUGUUUGAGAGAGGUUGAUUUGAAUUCUGUGAAUCCUGUAAUACUGGAAUGUUCUAAGCAUAUUUAAUAAGUAUGUAUUUUAAAUGAAUGGCUGUUAUUGGAUAAAAGUGCUAUUUUGUUAUAAUUAUAUUUAUGAUAUGAUAUAUUGAAUGCCUGAGAAAGACAGUAACAUUUUCAUUUUUGGUUGUGUUUUUGUUGAAUGAGCAUUAUGAAGUAAAACUGGAUGUUGAAUUUAUGAAAAAUCAGUUUCAGUAUACUUGUGUAUCUGAAGCUGAAAUUAUGACAACUGAAAUCUUAGAUACAGUAAUUUAUGUUUCAGUGAAUUAAAUAAUCAUUGACUUUGUCAAUACUAUUGCUGCAUUCACUGAUAUAUGUAAUGGUUAUUAAUUUAUAUGACUUACCAAAAAUGACAAACCUUUUCGUAUAUAAUGCUAAUGAAUUUCCAUGACUAAAUAAACAUGAAAAUCCUU
Mercenaria mercenaria is the source of this 2759-nucleotide messenger RNA. Its product is annotated as RNA transcription, translation and transport factor protein-like. The transcript is spliced from 8 exons. NCBI's taxonomy places the organism in Eukaryota, Metazoa, Mollusca, Bivalvia, Venerida, Veneridae. Gene Ontology annotation, molecular function: RNA binding. Gene Ontology annotation, biological process: tRNA splicing, via endonucleolytic cleavage and ligation. The record is from RefSeq and is a predicted model, not a curated record. The coding region runs from base 95 to 844 and encodes 249 amino acids. Gene Ontology annotation, cellular component: tRNA-splicing ligase complex.